GUGGAGGUGGAGGUGGAGGUGGAGGAGGAAGAGGGGCGCAGCUUCCCGUGUGGCUUCAGCCUGUCAGCGACCAUGGUGCCAAAUGGCUUCCGAAGGACAGUUUGCUGCACCAGCACAUGUGUUGCGCUCUGAAGGUCUUUUGCAAAAUAUAGUGCCUGAUACUGCUCGCAUUGGUGUUGAUGAUAUGCCCAAUGCUAUUUGAUGUCAGACAGUAUAUUGCCUUUUUUUUAUUUGUUGCUGUAAACACUCUUUUAUAGGGUCCGCCAUGUUCUGGACAAGGGAUUGAAGCUUGUUUGACCACUGGCCACCUAAGUGAGACAGACUGCAGUGGGCCAACUUCUCGACAGAGUGAGAUUUCUUUGGCUGAAAUGUCACCGGUGUUGCUCUCGGGUGAAAUUCCGCAAACUGAAAGUAUGUGUGAGGAGGCCGAGUCUCCGUGCAGCGCAGACAGCCUUUCGAGCUUCUCAGUUAGCUCUCCGGGGAGCUCAGAGUGCGAAGAGAAGGACAUUCAGAGCGAAGGAGAGCAGCCUGGCUCUCCUACUGAACAUGUUUCUGAUGCACCAUCAGCAUUCAGCGUCAAGGGUUUUGACUUGACUACUCAAAUUUGCAAAUGUACAACAACGACCGUAGCGGAAGUGCUUGUUCUUCUGCUGUCAUUUCUUGCAAAGCACCGGCCUACUGUGUCAGCCUUGGUUGACAUCCUGCAGCUCUUCAAUGUCGUGUUCCAGAAGGACAUCCUGCCUAGUACAAAGUACCUGUUCAACAAAGCAUUUUCCAGUCCCUCCCUCAUGAUGCAGUAUCACAUGUACUGUGAGUAUUGUCUAGGAUAUGUUGGCAUCCGAGAGCAGCUACGUUUGCAACAGUCAACAUGUCCACAUUGCCACCAGAAAUUUUCAGUGACAACUUCACCCUACUUUCUCAUGUUACCCCUUGCACCACAACUAAAGUUCAUGUUGGAAAAUCAACCAGGGUUGGUCCAGGAACUUCAAUACAGGAAUGAAAAGAAACACAAAAAUAUAUCCUGUCUUGAAGACAUCUUUGAUGGCACUCUGUAUCAGGAACUUUCCAAACCUGGUGGCCUCUUGUCUUUCUGUAACAAUUUUUCAUUUUCUUUUAACACUGAUGGAGCUCCAGUGUUCAAAUCUUCCCGUGCCUCUGUGUGGCCUAUUCAUAUCAUGCUAAAUGAACUACCACCAGUGUCCAGGGAAAAGAAUUUGCUGCUGGCAGGCUUGUGGUAUGGUAAGGGGGAACCAAACAUAGAUAUGUUUCUGAAGUCGUUUGUCGAUGAUGCAAAGCAUCUGGCUACAAUAGGAGUUACAUGGAAGCAUGUUGAUGGUACCCUUAUUAAUAGUAAAUUCGUUGCAACCUGUUGCUGCGUAGACAGCGUUGCUCGUCCUGCGAUGCAAAAGUUAAUGCAGUUCAAUGGCUAUUAUUCUUGUGGGUGGUGUUACCACCCUGGUGAGAACAGUGUGUAUGCUCUGCUCAAGGACUCUGUGACGCAUACAGAUGUGAAUAAUGCCGACCUUAUGUUGACCGAGUUUGUUUGUGGGAUGCAAGAGUUGUACACGAAAACGUCAAUGACAUAUAACGUCCAUCUUCUCACUCAUCUGCCGAAAAGCCAAAAGGGACACGAAAAGUACCUCUGCAAAUAG
Molecule: messenger RNA, 1652 nt
Organism: Ixodes scapularis (black-legged tick)
Lineage: Eukaryota; Metazoa; Arthropoda; Arachnida; Ixodida; Ixodidae
Exons: 3
Coding region: 369-1652 (427 amino acids)
Source: RefSeq, a predicted model, not a curated record